UCAAGACACCAUCCACCAUUUGAUAAUCCAAGAUCCACGCCAGGAGGUCAUUUAUCGUUAUUAUUGUCAUCAUUGUCUAUGCAUUGAGGGAGAUAUCUCAGCUCAGUUCAUACGUUAUAGCUCGGGACGAAGCUGUGAGUACGAGGUUGGAUGUUAUAAUUUGUAGCUGGCUAGCAGAGACAGAUCUAGAGAAACAGAGAAGAGGAUUGACUAUUUUACAUAUUGGGAUAAAUGGGAUCAUCGAGCAAUGGGGGCGUGCCACCAGGGUUCCGUUUCCACCCGACUGACGAAGAGCUGCUCCAAUACUAUCUCAAGAAGAAGGUUUCCUUCCAAAAAUUUGACAUGGAAGUCAUUCGAGAGGUCGACUUGAACAAGAUGGAGCCUUGGGAGCUCCAAGAGAGGUGCAGAAUUGGAUCAACCCCACAAAAUGAGUGGUACUUCUUCAGCCACAAGGACAGGAAGUACCCGACUGGGUCACGAACCAACAGAGCGACCAAUGCAGGGUUUUGGAAGGCAACAGGACGAGACAAGUGCAUAAGAAGUACUUACAGAAAGAUUGGUAUGAGGAAGACCCUUGUUUUCUACAGAGGCAGAGCUCCCCAUGGCCAGAAGACCGACUGGAUCAUGCAUGAGUACCGCCUUGAGGAUGGCGAUGAUCUCCAGGGCAACCACAGCGAAGAUGGUUGGGUGGUGUGUAGGGUGUUUAAGAAAAAGAAUCUAUUCAAGAUGGGGAAUGAAGGAGGGAGUAGCAUCAACUCCGAUCAUCAUCAUCAACAACAACAACAACAACAACUGGGCAACGUCACUUCCAGUAGCAUCCCCAAUCAACCAGGCCGAACCAACAACUUAUUCGUGCAUAGGGACACCCAUAACUACGGCCUUCUCCGGCCACAGCAGCCGCCAUUUGAGCUGAACAAGCCUGCUGACCUAGCACUCCACUACUCCGGCCACCUCCAGCCAUCUCAGUAUUCACUCUUCCCCGCCUCCUCCCAAACCCUAAUCCCUAGCCCACAGAAACCGUUGGGAGGAUACGACUAUGCCUCCACGAGGGACUGUGAGAGUGGCAGCAACAGCUUUAGGUACGGUGGGAGCCAUCACCAGCAGCAGGCUUGUGAGCCUGGGCUAGAGGUGGGCACGUGUGAAGCGGCUCAAGCUCAGUCUCAGUCGAUCGUAGGAGGUGGAUCAGCCAACUGCAGAGACAAUACAGGCAUCAACAAUGAGUGGGCCAUGCUGGUGGCUCCUCAUCACACGGGGAACGAUCCUCAUCCUCAUCAACAUCAACAAGACUCGUCAAAGGGGAUGAGGUUCGAAAUCGAGGAUGCAAACCCAUCUACCGUGCCUCCACAUAUGAGUCAACUCUCCGCGCGAGGGGAAAUGGAUUUUUGGGGAUACACAGCCAAAUAGUACUUCGUAUAUGAGCGGAAUCCUAUAACCACCUCUUUAAUUGGCAUAUACAUAAUUAUAAGUUCCAAAGUGAACACCACACCUGCCUACCUGCUAGGUAUGGCUACUACUAUCAAAAUCUCAGUAGAAACUUGAUUUGUUCCCUAGUACGCACUCCAAUUUAAUUUUUUCGUUUAAAAAAAAUGAUUUGAUUAAUUUGUCCCUAGUGCAGAGAUCAUUUGUUUAUCCGGAACAAUUAAUUGUACGUAUAAUAUCUUAUCUACGUUAUACUUUCCAAGCGAAUUAAUGUGUUG
Punica granatum (pomegranate) is the source of this 1697-nucleotide messenger RNA. The record is from RefSeq and is a predicted model, not a curated record. NCBI's taxonomy places the organism in Eukaryota, Viridiplantae, Streptophyta, Magnoliopsida, Myrtales, Lythraceae.